Molecule: messenger RNA, 1158 nt
Organism: Cyclopterus lumpus (lumpfish)
Lineage: Eukaryota; Metazoa; Chordata; Actinopteri; Perciformes; Cyclopteridae
Gene: impact
Product: impact RWD domain protein
Exons: 11
Coding region: 113-1084 (323 amino acids)
Biological process (GO): regulation of translational initiation
Cellular component (GO): cytoplasm
Molecular function (GO): protein binding
Source: RefSeq, a predicted model, not a curated record
UCCACGCGUCACGCAUGCAGGCUGGAUGUCAACAUGUACUUCAUGUGCCUUCGAUUUAAAGUAAACUGGUUAUUAACCGACUUAGGUCCUCAUUUAUAAAAGCUGACAACAAAUGGAUGACUUCCUACUUCCGGAGAAUGAAGGAGACCUUCAGGAUCAAAUCGAAGAGGUCGAGGCUCUGGCUUCCAUCUACGGAGAUGAGUGGUGCGUCAUCGAUGAAGCGUCCAGAAUAUUCUGCAUCAAAAUAUCAGAUGACUUGGAAGAGCCAAAACUGACAGCAUGUUUGCAGAUAAUUCUUCCACCUGAUUACCCGAGCGCCGCUCCGCCCAUCUACCAGAUCAAUGCGGUGUGGCUUCGGGGCCCCGAGAGGAGCGCGCUGGCGAGCGGCUUGGAAGACCUCUACGCGCAGCACGCGGGAGAGAGCCUCCUCUACCUGUGGGUGGAAACCAUUCGACAAUUCCUCGUGGAGAAAUCCCGGAGCUCGGAAACAGUGGAUCCUUCGGAGAAGGUGAACAUGACGGCCGAAGAGGAAGUGGACGACGAUGACGACGAUGAUGAAGACGCACCAGACUUCAGGGCCCUCAAGCUGAACACAGAACAUUUUCAUCUUUUCACGGAUCGUGCAAACGAUGAAGAGGCUCCUCCCAUAAAACACGGGAACGCCAUCACAGACCGACGCAGCACCUUCCAGCCUCACUUAGCACCUGUGGUGACUCCCAGACAGGUGAAGCUGGUCCUGGGGAAGCUGUACGAGAACAAGAAGAUAGCCAGCGCCACUCAUAACAUCUACGCAUACAGGAUUUACCGCGAGGACCAGAACAGCUUCCUGCAGGACUGCGAGGACGACGGCGAGACCGCCGCGGGGGGACGGCUGCUGCACCUGCUGCAGAUCCUGGACGUGCGCAACGUCGCCGUGGUCGUGUCUCGAUGGUACGGCGGCGUUCUGCUGGGUCCGGACCGCUUCAAACACAUCAACAACUGCGCUCGGAACAUCCUGGUGGAGGAGGGGUACGCCGCCUCACCGGAGGAAGCCGCCAAAUCUGGAGCGAAGGCCAAGAGGCCAAAAAGCAGGAAGACAAAGUGAACGUCAGGAAGAUGAAGAGCACAGACUUGUUUUCAAGACGAUUAAAAAUGCGUCUUCAUUGACAUAAACUGGGA